UCUACUCACCUGAUCGGACGGGUGCUUCCCCGUCGCCAAAACUUACGAGAAUUGCUGCUUUGUUAAAGUAUUGUGAGUCCGUUACUCACGUUGCCAUGUUCGUAUUCGAUCGUAUUGUGAAACUGAUCAACUGGAACGGGGCGAUAUUGUACACGUCCGAUAUAUCGGACGAAGAGUCCGAUUCUGAAUACUUGGCGGACCUCAACGAAAGUCCUAAAUCAGACGCUGACAAAUCGAUGAACGCGACAGACGCCGCUGUCCGGACGACAACUAUGCCGAGUCCCCAACACUUGUUUGAUGAUUUAGCACGGUUAACGCGUAUCGAAGCCUCGCUCCGUCCCCACGAAACCGUAUCGUUGGUUUUUCUGCUUUACGAGGGUGACAUGAGGCAACUCGCAUUACAAGAACUUCAAAUCAUGGUGUUGUCAGGCGGAUCGCGCGAUUUGCUGUACAACUGGGCGAGGCAUCGUGAUUCUGCGGGUGACGGCAAGUGGCAAUUGAAAAUCGUUGAGGCGUUGUGCAUUGUUCAAAAUUACAAGGUCUUGCGCGAACUUGGCUACGCGAAACAAGACGCGAAGGCCCGAUUCUGUCCCGAUGUCGAAAGCGUUAGUGAAGUUAUAAGCAAAGACCGCAAGAUGCUGUACAGGCUGGCGGAAAAGUUAACUAAUCGUCAAACGGAAGAAUUUUUAUGUCGAAUGAAGAAAGUGUUCCACGAAAUUGGCUGGAGUUUUACUCAAAUGCCAUCAGGUUUUUUAGAAUUAUAUUUUCUUGACUGGGAAAGUCGAGUGAAGGACUUUUACGGUAGUAUUAGGAAAGUUUUGAAGGCGAUGGACCUCGAAAGAGUAGCAGAUUGCGUACCGAGGGUUAGAAGUAUUAGGGCGGUAUCCACGUUUAUGGACAACAGUGCAAGAGGGCAAGGGGGUCAUCUAUCCACCGAACCGUCAUCUUUAUUGUCGCAUACACCCCCCGUUAGGGAAGAUGAUUGCUACAGGAUAAAUCCAGACAAUCCGGGCGUCGUUCUCAUAAUAAACCAAGAGGAUUUCUACACGGAACCAGACCCACAAUACGCGCACUUGUUGUACCCGGAAAAUGUCCGGUAUAAACUCGACACGAGGUUAGGAACGGAGAAGGACAAGGAUAGGCUUCAGAGAGUAUUUGAGCGGUUCAGGUUUGAUGUGCAGGUCGAAACAAACCUGCCCCAUUACGAAAUAGCCAAAGUGAUCGCGGAUACAGUGGAACGCGUGAGAAACGAGUCAAGUUUGUUUGUGUGUGUGUUGUCGCACGGUGGUGAAGGAGUGGUUUAUGGUUCAAACAGUUGCGCAGUCAAAGUGAAACAAAUCGAAAGUCUUAUGGUUAAAAAAAACAAAACCCACUUGCGUGGAAAACCCAAAGUUCUCAUCCUGCAAUCGUGCCAGGGCACUCAGUGCCAGAAGAUUGAUGAAGAGGACGAAGAGGAAGAUGGGGGGCACGCGCAGGACGGUCCAAACGUGCCCUUGACUGCGGAUAUGUUGACGUUUUGGGCCACUGUGCCCGGUUACGCGGCCAUUCGGAACGUCAACAAGGGCUCCUGGCUGGUACAGACACUGUGCGAUGAGAUGGAGGUUAACUGGGACAAGUAUCAUUUGCAGGACAUUUGCACACGGGUUGUCGACAAAGUGACGCAGAGAAAGUGGAAGGAGUCGAAGGAUUGCAGAGUGCAAACUAAUAUUAUGACGCCCCUACUCGUGUCCACCUUCAGGAAGAAAUUCUGUAUGCCGUCACGCGGGAUUUGAUUGACCUACUGUGAAGACUUUACCCAGUAGAAAUUUAAUGACUGACCUAUUGUUUUGGUUCAUCCAUUUAAUAAAUUAUU
Cylas formicarius (sweet potato weevil) is the source of this 1852-nucleotide messenger RNA. RefSeq names its product caspase-8. Lineage: Eukaryota; Metazoa; Arthropoda; Insecta; Coleoptera; Brentidae. The coding region runs from base 96 to 1772 and encodes 558 amino acids. The record is from RefSeq and is a predicted model, not a curated record. Gene Ontology annotation, molecular function: cysteine-type endopeptidase activity. The transcript has a single exon. Gene Ontology annotation, biological process: proteolysis.